AUGGGUCGUGGAAAGAUUGAGAUAAAGAGGAUUCAAAACACAACAACAAGACAAGUUACAUUUUCCAAAAGAAGAAGUGGACUCAUCAAGAAAACUCAUGAACUUUCAGUGUUAUGUGAAGCUAAAAUUGGGCUUAUCAUUUUUUCAAGUACUGGAAAACUCUUUCAAUACUGCUCUGAACCCUAUAGUAUGGAGCAAAUCAUUGAAAAGUAUGAAAGAUCUAGUGGUAAACGAGUUAUGGUGGAACAGGAUGAUCAUCUGACUAAUCACCACAGGGAAGAAAUGCUGAAUGAGAUAGCAAUGUUGAGGCAAGAAAGUCUUAGUAUUGAAUUGGGAAUUCAACGCUAUUUAGGAGUUGACAUGAAAAAUUUCAAGUUUGAUGAUCUGAUAAAACUUGAAGAAGAAUUAGAAAAUUCUCUUGCAAAAGUUCGAAAUCGGCAGAUUGAGCUCUUCCAACAGCAAAUCCAGAAUCUGCGAAUCAAGGAAAGAAUUUUGGAAGAGGAAAACAUCAAUCUGUCCAACUGGUUUCAGCAGCACAUGAGAGUGAUGGAAUUACACAACCUUGGAGUGGAAGGAAAAAAAUCGGUACAAGAACAACAAAAUGCAAUGGAUGAGUUUGCAUUCUUUGAGGACCAACCUACAAGUAGCAUUCUUCAACUUGCACUUGCUCAGCCAAAUCUUCAAGACUAUCACAAGUCUAGGGACCCAAAUCAGCCAUAA
Messenger RNA from Trifolium pratense (red clover), 720 nucleotides. Its product is annotated as MADS-box protein FBP24. The record is from RefSeq and is a predicted model, not a curated record. Lineage: Eukaryota; Viridiplantae; Streptophyta; Magnoliopsida; Fabales; Fabaceae. Gene Ontology annotation, molecular function: RNA polymerase II cis-regulatory region sequence-specific DNA binding; DNA-binding transcription factor activity, RNA polymerase II-specific; protein dimerization activity. Bases 1 to 720 code for a protein of 239 amino acids. The transcript is spliced from 6 exons. Gene Ontology annotation, biological process: positive regulation of transcription by RNA polymerase II. Gene Ontology annotation, cellular component: nucleus.